Gymnodraco acuticeps is the source of this 4947-nucleotide messenger RNA. RefSeq lists its product as uncharacterized. Bases 631 to 4947 code for a protein of 1438 amino acids. Gene Ontology annotation, molecular function: zinc ion binding; nucleic acid binding. The record is from RefSeq and is a predicted model, not a curated record. NCBI's taxonomy places the organism in Eukaryota, Metazoa, Chordata, Actinopteri, Perciformes, Bathydraconidae. The transcript has 2 exons.
UUUAAUCAUUUAAUGUAUGUAAUGGAGUAUAAUUGAUUGGUGUCAAGUGAUCAUGAUCCGCAGCCACGGCUGGGCGGAGCGGCUGAUUGGUGCUGCGAUUGCCUCAGCUGGUUAAAAGAGUCCUGCUGAUGAUACUCUGUGUUCUAGUUUGGUUGUGAAGCCACACGGUUUUUUGACCGCUGCAUUGCACUGCAGAGAAGGAUAACUUGGAAAUAAAUAUACCAAAAGAAAGGUGACUCUGAGUGAUGUGUGAGCGCGUGGGCCAGGCGCUAAAACCAAAGAACAAAAGGAGCUUAAGAAAGGUGGAAAGAAGGCUCUUUUAUUCGUCAAAAAACCCAGCUUGAUGAGCGCUGGUCCGUGGAAACGUAUGUUUUGAAAACAAGAACUCAUAACAGCGUGUCAAAUACUCGCCUUCGUUUUACUACGGAUUCUACUUCCUAGAACGACGGUGUUGUGAAACUUGAAUGACUGAAGGCAACAAUCACUCCUCCCCCAACUACAUCUGUAACGCGUCACUGCUGUGGAGCGUUCAAAGACUGUUGGAAACGUCUCAACUCAAGGCAAGACAAUGAAAGUCCACAAACAAUGAAGUAAAAUUCAAAAGGAAUAAACGUGUUGUCUUGAACAAAAAUGGCAGACUUGGAAAGUUUGGAAAGUGACAUUGACUGUGUGUAUAUGGAAAGGCUCAAACGACUGAAAUCAUCAAGGAGUGCAAAAUUGGGUGCAUUGACAAGGAAAAUAAAUGAAAUCAGACAAUUAAUGGAAAAUGUCUGCAAUGUGGAACUGGUUAAGUCGAAAAGGGAAAGUGAGUUUACACAACUACACAAAGAAAUGGAACAGUUAAAUGAUUCUGUUCAAGCUUUAAUGUCCACUGAGGAGGAGAAAGAAAUGGAUCAGGAUGAAUGGUAUAACCCCAAAGCAGCUGCCUUGGAAGAGUUUAAUCAGGAGGUCUUAAACUGGAUCGCUGAUGCUCCUGUGUCCAAUGUUGUCCAGACAAAAAUAAAAGGACAUACGAGUGUUGCACCUCGGGACAGUAUUUCAAACGUAAAGAGUGUUCAUUCACAAAGUUCAAGGAGAUCCUCUCGGUCUUCUAUCACAUCUGCUAAAAUAAAGUUGGAAAAUAGAAAUGCAGAAUUGUUAGCACGAGCUGCUAGGCUGACUCAGAAGCAAGCACUGGAAAGGGAGGAAGCCGGUUUGAAGGAAAGAAAGGAACAGCUGGAACUUGAAACAGAUAUUGCAGCAAACACUGCAAAAUUAAAGGUAAUCAAAAGAAUGGAGGAUUGUCAUGCAGGCACGUACCAAGCAGGAGACAGAAUGAAUGAAUAUUUGGAUCACUCACUGUUUGUGAGUACAGCAUUAGAGCAAGAAAAUGCUCAUUUGAAUGCUAACAAGCAUACACCAAACAUCAAUAAAACUGCAAAUGCCGUUAAUAGUGAAACACAAUUCAUACCACAACGUCCUGAAAGUUCAACUUCAUCCAGCACGUCUUCUAGCAAGGGAGAGGGCAAUAUGAACGGCUUAAUAAGCAUCAUGGAAAAACAGACCAUAAUAACAGAAACAAUGGUAAAGCAGCAGAAACUUUCUUCAUUACCCCCGCUCAGCAUUCCCACCUUCAACGGAAACCCUUUGGACUAUCGGUCCUUCAUAAGAGCAUUUGAGCAUGGUAUUGAAGAGAAAACAGAAAUCAGUAAGGACAGGCUUUACUUCUUGGAGCAAUGCACUAUUAGCCAACCAAGACAGCUUGUGCGCAGUUGCCAAUAUAUGCAAUCUGACAAAGGAUACAUGGAAGCAAAAAGGUUGUUGAAGCAUCAUUAUGGAGAUGAAUAUCUUAUCGCGACAGCCUACAUCGACAAGGCUCUCAAUUGGCCAUCUAUUAAACCUGAGGAUCCACAAGCUUUAAAAACCUUUGCUGUGUUUCUGAAUGGAUGUCUCAAUACAAUGGAUAGUGUGGAAUACAUGGAGGAAAUGGAUCACCCAAUCAACAUGCGAGCUGUUCUUUCUAAACUCCCAUAUAAGCUUAGAGAAAACUGGAGAGCUAAAGCUUGUAACAUACAAGAUGGAAACAACAGAAGAGUUAAGUUUGAAGAUCUAGUGAAGUUUGUCGACCAUCAUGCUAGAAUCCUUUCUCAUCCAGUGUUCGGAAACUUAAAGGAAAUUCCAAAUACAUCAGCAAAGACAAGCUACACAUUCGUUCCUGCUACUCCCAGCGCAAGGUUCAAACCGAGAUCUCCAGAGUUAUAUAAAAGUGGUUUUGCCACUAGUGUAUCCCCAUUACCUCAGAAAGAAAACUGUAACCGACACAGUGACACAUCCCAAUCAAACCGAUGCAUCUACUGUAAAGGAGAACACCAUCUUUCUGCUUGCAAUCAGAUUCUCAAAAACACCCACAAAGAGAAGUUGGAAUUCCUCAGAAGCAAAGGACUUUGCUUUGGAUGUUUAGAAAAGGGCCACAUGAGUAAAGGAUGCAAACAAAGACAUACCUGCAAAGAGUGCAAUCUCACACACCCCACUCUGUUGCAUUUCAGUAAUAUCGAGUCGGGCAAAGGAAAGGUAAAGACUGUUGCAAAUGCUUUAGUGGAUAUGGAUAAAGAUGAUUCACGGGAGGAGGAUAUUGGGGCCGGUGAGCCUGAAGGCACCCUGGCUAUCGUUCCUGUGAAGGUGAAAACAAAACAGGGUAAUACCAUCAUAACAACAUACGCCUUUCUGGACCCAGGUAGUACGGCUACCUUUUGCACAGAGUCCAUUCUACAGCAGCUUCAAGUGACUGGACGCAACACGAAGAUACUCUUACGAACAAUGAAGGAGUCAGUUAAAACAUCUGUUGCAUGUGACCUUGAAAUAUGUGGUCUAGAAAGUAACCAGUAUGUAGCACUUCCACCUGUUUAUUCACAAAACAAAAUACCAGUACGAAAGGCAAAUAUUCCCUCUCAGGAGGAUGUGGGACAAUGGGAAUACCUGAAAGAGGUCAAUAUACCACAAAUUGAUGCAGAGGUUGGCUUGCUAAUUGGGUGCAACGUGCCAAAAGCUCUAGAGCCAUGCAAAGUCAUAAACAGCCAAGGGAAUGGCCCGUACGCUGUUAAGACCAUUUUAGGUUGGACAAUAAAUGGACCUCUAGGAAGGUCAGAUACGACUCGUUGGAUUAAGCCAGUCGUUACAGCAAACAGAAUUUCUGUUGUGGAAAUCGAGGAAUUGUUGAAGCAGCAAGUGAAGCUGGACUUUCCAGAACAUCAACACAAGGAGCGUCUGGAAAUGUCAAGAGAGGAUCACAAGUUCAUGGAAAGUGUCUCUAAUUCUGUCAAGUUAGUAGACGGACACUACAGUAUUGGACUGCCAUUAAAGGAAAAAGGACUUGAUUUUCCCAAUAAUAGACGUGUUGCUGAACAAAAAGACAAGGCAAAUCAAAGCAAAAGGAGCUGGUAUAUUCCACACCACGGCGUGUACCAUCCAAAAAAGCGUAAACUGAGGGUGGUUUUUGAUUGCGGUGCAACUUACCAGGGCACAUCUCUGAAUGCACGUCUUCUCCAAGGCCCAGAUUUAACCAACAGUCUUAUUGGUGUCCUUACAAGAUUCCGGCAGAAGAACAUUGCAUUCAUGGCAGAUAUUGAAGCCAUGUUCCAUCAGGUCAAGGUGCCAGAGGAAGACUCAGAUCUUCUCACAUUCUUGUGGUGGCCCGAUGGAGAUCUCAGUAGUGAGCUAGAAGAGUACCAAAUGGUUGUACACAUCUUUGGAGCAACAUCCUCGCCUAGUUGUGCCAACUUUGCCCUACAACAGUGUGCAAGAGACAAUGUGGAUGACUUUAGCCCAGAGGCUGUCUCUUCGAUGCUAAGAAAUGUUUAUGUGGACGAUUGCCUAAAAUCAAUGGAAGACGAGAGGAAGGCAGUGAUAAUCGCUCACGAACUUAAAACCCUGUGCAGUAAGGGUGGUUUCAAGUUAAACAAAUGGGUAAGCAACAGCAGAGCUCUACUACAAACAAUACCAGAGGAAAGUAGAUCAAAGGAAAUCAAGGAUCUGGAUCUGGAUAAAAGUACCCUACCUGUUGAAAGAGCUCUCGGAGUUCAGUGGUGCACGGAAACGGACUCAUUCCAUUUCAAAUUUACUCCUCAGGAUAAACCACUUACCAGGAGAGGUAUUCUGUCAGUAGUGAGCUCUAUAUUUGAUCCGCUGGGUAUGUUGUCCCCUGUGAUCCUCCCUGCAAAGCAAAUCUUGCAAACAUUAACAGGAAUAAGGCUAGGAUGGGACGAAAAUAUUCCUGAAGAAUGUAAGGAACAGUGGUUGAGCUGGCUACACCACUUGCAAUUACUGAGAGACUUCAAAGUCAAAAGAUGCAUCACACCACUCAACUUUGGAGAUCCAGUCUCAGCUCAGCUUCAUCACUUUGGAGAUGCUAGUGAAAGUGGUUACGGAACAGUAUCUUACCUUCGCCUGAUGAACAAAGCAAACGCAGUUUAUUGUUCCUUUAUCAUGGGUAAGGCCAGAGUAGUUCCACUCAAACCUGUGACCAUCCCAAGAAUGGAGCUUACCGCUGCCACUGUAGCCGUCCGGAUGGACCGAAUGUUACAGGAAGAGUUGGAGCUUAAACUCCAGCCAUCCGUGUUUUGGACUGACAGCACGUCUGUGUUGAAGUACAUACAAAAUGAAACUACAAGAUUCCACACCUUCGUCGCCAACAGAGUCGCAGUCAUUCGAUCUGCUUCAGAGACUUCCCAAUGGAGGUAUGUUAAUGGUUGCCUGAAUCCAGCUGACUGUGUAUCAAGGGGAAUCUCUGUAAGUCGCUUUCUGAGAGAUGAAACCUGGUUAAGGGGACCAGAGUUCCUUAGUCUCCCUGAGCAUCAGUGGCCUAAAUCUCCAGAUUUGACUCUAACAGCCAGCGACCCUGAAGUCAAAGUUUUUGCCGUAAGUCUCAACCCCAUGGAAGAAAGCAGUCCGCUUCAUUUAAGGAUGAGAUAA